Molecule: messenger RNA, 3579 nt
Organism: Asparagus officinalis (garden asparagus)
Lineage: Eukaryota; Viridiplantae; Streptophyta; Magnoliopsida; Asparagales; Asparagaceae
Product: pentatricopeptide repeat-containing protein At3g22690
Exons: 3
Coding region: 197-2725 (842 amino acids)
Biological process (GO): RNA modification
Molecular function (GO): zinc ion binding; RNA binding; protein binding
Source: RefSeq, a predicted model, not a curated record
AGAGAAUUUACGAAAGUAAUUUAUUUAUAGUUCGAACUGGUUAUCGAUAACCUAAUUAGAGUUCGAACUGCUCAUCUAAUACAAAUUUGAUAGUUAAAUUCUGCUUCUGUUGGUUCGGAGAGAGAAAAGUAUCACCUCCCCAUUGCACUUCCUCCUCCUCCUUCAAAACCCUCAUUAUCCCCCCCUCACUCCUUCCAUGGCGGCCACCACCAUCUCCCCAUCUCCUUCCCUCCUCUCCUCCCAUGCCCACCACCAUCAACCGUCCUCUACCCACAACCCAACCACCACCAUCUCCGCUCUCAAGCUCGCCACCACCAUCGACCAAAUCAAGCAAACCCACGCCCACCUCACAAGAACCUCCCCCUCCCUCUCCCCUCUCCUCCCCUCCCUCACUGCCGCCUACUCCAAGCUCUCCACUCCCCUCGGCCUCCACUACGCCCUCAAUUCCUUCCAACUCUCCGAUGCCCAUCUCGGCCUCGACCCCAAUCCUGCACUCUUCGCGUUGAACUCCCUUAUAAGAGGUUUUUCCUCUUUGGGUUCGGUUAGCGAGGCCAUUCGGCUUUAUGGGUCGAUUCUAGACCGAGGAUUGGUACCCGAUCGCUUUACUUUCCCACCUCUGUUCGCUGGUCUGACGAAGAUUGCAUGUUUUGACGAAGGGAUUCAGUUUCACGGGGUUGUGAUAAAGGUUGGCAUUGAUUCUGAUCCCUUCACUGAUAACUCCUUGUUACGCUUUUACGCCGAGUUGGGGGAUUUGGCUUCUGCAAAGAAGGUGUUUGAUGGAAUGUCUGAGAGGAAUGUGGUUUCGUGGACCAGUCUUAUUGAUGGGUAUGCGAGAGGGGGCGAGCCGCGAAAGGCUGUUGACUUGUUUUAUGAAAUGGUGGAGGAGAACAAAAUUAUGCCCAAUUCGGUUACUAUGGCUUGUGUUGUUUCGGCUUGUGCGAAAUUGCAGGAUUUGGAGGUGGGCGAGAGGAUCUGUGCUUAUAUUGCGGAAUCCGGGAUUGGGUUUAAUACGCAUUUGGUGAAUUCGCUUGCAAACAUGUAUAUGAAAUGUGGGGAGGUUGAGAAGGCAAAGAGGUUGUUUAAUGAAUGUGUUGAUAGGAACAUUGUCGUUUUUAAUACUAUGGUGACAAACUUUGCUCGACUGGGGUUUUCGAAUGAGGCUUUGUCUUUGUUUCAUAAAAUGUUGGGUUUGGGACCGAGACCAGAUCGAGUCACAGUAGUGGGUGCGGCCUCGGCCUCUGCUCAACUGGGUCAGCUCAAAUUUGGGAAACAACUCCAUGGAUACAUUAUUCGACAUGGAUUGGCUUGUUGGGAGUCUGUUAGUAAUUCAGUCAUUGAUAUGUACAUGAAAUGUGGUGAUCCUGAUGCUGCAUUCAGAGUUUUUGAAUUGAUGCCAAACAGGACCGAGGUUUCUUGGAACACCAUUAUAAAUGGAUGUAUAAGAAAUGGUGAUUUUGAUUUGGCUUGUAGAUAUUUCGACAUAAUGCCAAUAAGAGAUCUUUUCUCAUGGAAUACAAUGAUCAAUGCAUUAGUGCAAGUAGGCUGGUUCGAAGAGGCGAUUUUGUUAUUUCGAGCAAUGCAACGUGGAGAUGUUAGUCCUGAUAAAGUGACAAUGGUUAGUGUAUCUUCUGCAUGUGGGUAUUUAGGUGCUUUAGACCUCGCCAAAUGGGUGUACUCUUACAUUGACAAGAAGAAAAUAGUAUGGAAUGUUAAGCUUGGCACUGCAUUAGUCGAUAUGUUUGCCAAGUGCGGUGAUUCCAAGAGUGCAAUGAAAAUCUUUAAUCAAAUGCCUAUAAGAGAUGUUUCAGCUUGGACUGCAGCAAUUGGAGCAAUGGCUGUCGAGGGAAAUGGGAAACAAGCACUAGUGCUCUUCAACCAAAUGAUUACUGAAGGAGUAAAGCCAGAUAGUGUGGCAUUUGUAGGGGUCUUGACUGCAUUGAGCCAUGGAGGAUUUGUAAAAGAGGGCCGUCAAUUUUUCCAUUCAAUGACAAAAGUUUAUGGAUUUUCCCCUGAAGUUGUUCAUUAUGGGUGCAUGGUUGAUCUUCUUGGUCGAGCGGGGUUGUUAAAGGAAGCUAAAAUUUUCAUAAAAAACAUGACUAUCGAGCCUAAUGAUGUGAUAUGGGGAGCGUUAUUAGCUGCUAGCCGAAUACACCAUAAUCUCAAAUUGGCAGAAUAUGCAGCAAAAAAAGUUAUUGAAUUAGCCCCAGAGAGGAGUGGAAUUCAUGUUCUCCUCUCAAAUGUUUAUGCUUCGGCCGGCAAAUGGGAAGAUGUUGCGAGAGUGAGAUUGGAUCUGAAGGACAAAGGCAUUCAGAAAGAACCAGGAUCGAGCUUAAUUGAGAUAGAUGGAGAGAUUCACGAGUUCACUUCUACCAAUGAGUCGCAUCCCCAAAUGGGUUCCAUAGCCAAAAUGAUCGAUGAAAUGGGGGAGAAACUCUCGGUUUCUGGUCAUGUACCAGAGUUGGCUAAUGUUCUGUUGAAUGUGGAUGAUGAUGAGAAGAUGUUUCUUUUGAGUCGGCAUAGUGAGAAAAUUGCUGUAGCGUUUGGUUUGAUCAGUACAUCUAGGGGAGCGCCCAUUCAUGUUGUGAAAAACUUGAGGAUUUGUGGUGACUGUCAUGAAUUUAUGAAGCGUGUGUCUGAUAUAUAUGAAAGAGAAAUUACGGUUAGGGAUAAUAUUCGGUUUCAUCAUUUCCAUCAAGGGCGGUGCUCCUGCAAUGAUUAUUGGUGAAGAUGUUGGAUGUGAGAUUUAUACUUGGAUUCAUACUUUUUAUAAGAUCAUUGGAGGUAGAAUGCUAUAUAUAUAUAUGGGGCGAAGCAGCAUGUUUUACCUUAUGUACAGAAACCUGGUCGCCAAAAAAUCAAUGAGGUGUACGAGCCACAUUUCAUUAAUUCAUAAACUCCCUGGAGGUUUACAAUUCAUUUUAUGAGGAUUUUGCAUGCAUAAGGUAAAGUUGCAAAUUAUAACAGAUGUGUAAGUGUGUUAUUACCAAAAAUGACUGAGAUUGGAUAAAUUUGAUAUAACUGGUCUUCAGAAAAUUGCUGAGGAAAUUCAAUAUCAUCGAUCAUCAGAAAAUUGAUUCCUAUUUUCAUCUUCCAAAUGUCCCAGGUGUGCUAUAAUGUAGUAUCUCAAGCUGAAGUACAUAUGGUUUCUAUGCAUAGUGAACGAAACUCCAGGAAGGCAGGUCACUUGAUGUCCAUGUAUAGAGGAUGUUGUCCACAGGGUUUGUGCCCGUGAGAUAUAAGCAUCGGCCAUAUGAUAACGCUAGUUCCCCUUGGAGAUAUUUGCUGCAUUUGCAUAACCACUGAAGCCUGAAAGUUGGCUGAACGAACUGCAGCGGGGAUUUAUUCUUUGCAGAAAUAGUGAUUCAGAAUGAGAUUUCAUAGGGUGUUUUAUGCUGGAGAAUGAAGCUCAAGCGAAAAUGAACAAGGAUUUAUUGCUGCAACAGAUGAUAACUCUAAACUUAACGUCCAUGAUUGGUGCUCCAUAAGGAGGAGCUUGGUUCCCUAUUUGGGAUAGAUUUGAUGAUUAUCUGAUGCUACUGUUGCUGUUUUUCUUAAGCAUUACAUACGUAAAACUUUUGA